AUGUCACCGGUAAUCUCCUAUGCGCUCGAAAGCGUCACCUAUAACAUUCCUGCGCGCGUUCUGCGAACGCAUUUUGGCACAUUCUAUCAUCAGCCUUCCCGUCGUUAUUUGAGGCAGUAUUUAAUGCAUGCAAAUGCCCCUCCCUACUUAACAUAUCAAUGGCAAGAGGGAGUCGAAAGUCUUGAAAGCUACCGCUCCGGUGGCUAUCAUCCUACUCACAUCGGCGAUCAAUACCGUGACAGUCGCUAUGAAGUCGUCCACAAGCUUGGUUAUGGGAGCUAUUCAACUGUCUGGCUUGCUAAAGAUCACCUGGAAAAUACACAUGUCUCACUGAAGAUACUGGUUUCCUCUGUCUCUCAAAAAAGCUCGGAGUGCAGAAUUCUGCGUCAAUUAGCUUCAGGGAAGCAAAACCAUCAAGGACGUGUCCACGUGCCAUCGCUGUUGGAGGAAUUUGUUAUCGACGGACCAAAUGGAAGCCAUUUAUGUAUCGUGAGCGAGGCUGCAGGAUGCAGUGUUGCACAAUCAAAGGAAGCUAGUAUGACUUGGAAGUUCCCGGCAAGUGUAGCAAAAUCCAUUUCAGCCCAGGUUCUAUUAGGAUUGGACUACGUUCAUUCAUGCGGGGUGGUGCACAGUGAUUUGCAUUGUAACAAUAUCCUAUUUCUAAAUCCAGCCUUGGAAACUUGUUCUACCAAGCAGCUUUACUACAGGCUAGGCGAGCCUCAGAAAUUACCUGUAAAGCGUCUAGAUAAGACUCCUAACGGCCCCGGAGUUCCUGAAUAUUGCGUGCCACCCGCUAUGAUCUUUCAGUCGAGCGAGGAAAUUGUGGAUGCAAGAAUCAUUAUCUCAGAUUUUGGUGAGGCGUUUCUUCAAGAUGAAACCCGGAAUGAAUUACACACACCAAUUAUGCUCCUCCCACCAGAAGUAUUCUUCGGUGAGCAUCUAGGCAUGCCUAUAGACAUGUGGACUCUUGGUUGCACUCUUUAUGAGAUUCUAGGAGAACGCCCUCUAUUUGAGGGGUUCAUGCCUGACCAAGACCAUGUCAUUGCGGAGAUGAUAAGCACUUUGGGACAACUUCCAAAACGCUGGUGGGACAGAUGGCAGCGAAAGUCGGACUUUUUUCUUGAAAACGGUUCUUGGAAAAUAGACACACACCGAAGUCAUGCACCGUAUUAUAGGCCAUUGACAGAGCGACUGCGUAUCAUGGGACGAGGCGAGCAACAAUCGACGUGCGAGUUUGGUGUGGAUGAAAUGGCAUGUCUCCAGAAGCUUCUAACAUCAAUGCUGACUUAUGAGCCUUCUGAGCGUAUCACUUCCAGUGCGGCGGUUACAUCGGAAUGGAUGGAGAGAUGGGGGAAACCGGCUAUGGAACAGACCCGUGUGAGACCCUGA
Messenger RNA from Talaromyces rugulosus, 1389 nucleotides. RefSeq lists its product as uncharacterized. The record is from RefSeq and is a predicted model, not a curated record. The transcript has 2 exons. NCBI's taxonomy places the organism in Eukaryota, Fungi, Ascomycota, Eurotiomycetes, Eurotiales, Trichocomaceae. The coding region runs from base 1 to 1389 and encodes 462 amino acids. Gene Ontology annotation, molecular function: protein kinase activity; ATP binding. Gene Ontology annotation, biological process: spliceosomal complex assembly; protein phosphorylation; regulation of mRNA processing.